This is a messenger RNA of Coccinella septempunctata (seven-spotted ladybird), 1889 nucleotides long. RefSeq lists its product as uncharacterized. The transcript has 3 exons. NCBI's taxonomy places the organism in Eukaryota, Metazoa, Arthropoda, Insecta, Coleoptera, Coccinellidae. Gene Ontology annotation, molecular function: zinc ion binding. Bases 51 to 1025 code for a protein of 324 amino acids. The record is from RefSeq and is a predicted model, not a curated record.
UAUUGCAGGAAAACCCAGACCUUGGUCAAAGGUAUAUAUUGAAGUUAGCAAUGAUAAACAACGUGGACCCAUUCACAUUUAAGACUUCUGAAAUGGAUUAUAGUGUUGAUGGCAUUCCACCAGUCAGUUUCCCUGAUAUCUUUUCAUAUAUCGUUUUAACACAUAGUUUCUACACCAAUGAACAAAUGAAAGCUUACAAAACCCUUGAUGCCCAUAAGUACUUUUCAGCAGGUUUUGUCCUGAAAGUAGGAACAAGGAUUAUGAAUAAUUUUUAUGUUAUGGUUGGAAAGGUGAAGCAUUCACAAAGAGCCAAUGCUAAACCACUUGAGGCAUGGUGUAUUAUUACGAAAGAUGGGUCAAUUUCAAAUGGCCACUGCUCAUGUAUGGCAGGUAACAGUGAAGUGUGUAGUCACAUUGGUGCUUUAUUAUUUGCUGCUGAGUAUGCUUUUAGAAAUAAAAGUACAGUCUCAUGUACCGAUGUGGCUGCUUUAUGGCCCAUGCCAUCACUUGCUACGGUAGUGCCGAUUAUCCCAAUUUCGGAAAUGGACUUUGGAGCAAUGGCUGGUCCUAUACCUAGGGAUAUAUCUGUACCCCCAAUGGAAACAGAAGAUAUCACAAAUCUAUUGAAAAGAAUUGAGGACAUAGGUCAGACUGCUAGUGUCAUGAGGAUAGUGGAGCCAUUUGCUAGCAAGUUAAAUAAAGCUGUAGAGGUGACAUUACCAAAUCUUUUCAAUAUUUUCGAUGAGACAUACAUCUCCGAAAAAUACACUGAAUUGAUGGAAAUAUUUAAAGCAAUCAGUUUAUCUUUGACUGCUGAAGAAGUUUUGUUGAUUGAGCAACAUACUCGUGGCCAACAUGCGUGCAACAAUUGGCAUGUACAAAGAGCAGGACGCAUAACAGCAUCAAAAUUCAAAGCUGUCUACAGAACUAAUAAAGAAUCCCCAUCAUUAUCUCUGAUCAAGAGCAUAUGCUACCCAGUAAAUGCAUCAUUUACAUCAAAAGCCGCAUUGGGGAUUGCGCCAUGAAAAUGUUGCUGUGGGAGAGUAUCAGAAGCAGAUGGAAGAAAAACACGAGCAUUUCAGUGUAACAGAUGUAGGCAUAUUUGUGAGUUCAAAGUGGCCACAAUUGGGAGCAUCUCCAGACAGACUCGUAAGAUGUGAAUGCUGUUUGGGAGGAGGGUUGAAGGUGAAGUGUCCUUAUCUUCUUCAUACCAAAGGCACAAAGGAUAUAAAGGAAUAUGCGAGAAGUAAAAACAGUUGCAUAGAACUGAGGCAUGAUAAUACCAUAAAUUUGAAAAAAGAUCACACCUACUAUUAUCAGGUACAAAUGCAAAUAUUUAUUUGUGAUUUAAAUCAUUGUGAUUUUGUAAUUUGGUCUCCAUCCUUCUUUUUUAAAGAAAGGAUAUUUCCAGAUUUGGAGUUUUGGAACCAAAAUUCCCAAAUCGCGCUGAAAUUUCACCGUGAAGUAAUUAUGCCUGAGCUCUUAGGAAGAUAUUUCACCCGAAGUGAAGGAAGCGAAGGUUAAUUAUUGGUGUACAUGUAAGGAUGUUGACGAUGUAGAUAGCCAGGACCAUUGUUUCGGUGGGCCUGAAUUAUCUUCCUCUAUUGUUAUAUCUAUACCAAGCUGCUCGAAAGAUGUCAGUACUCCUUCAAGGAGUUAUGGAAAGAAAAGAAAAAUUUUUGAGGACAUAGACAUGGAAGUAUUAAAUACUUUAAAGGAGAUGAAAGAUUUAAGAUCACAGGCUCCUACGGAAGAUGAGGAUGACGUUUUCUGUCGGGCUGUUGCUUGUGAGUUGAAGAAAAUAACAGAUAUGAAAGAAAAGCAAAGAAGAAAGGUGAAAAUAUUUUUAAUUGCAAUUAGGAAUGAAAAUUCUUCAAUUUUUAAUACUU